GUAAUUCCAGACGGACCAAAACAUCUUUCAGAAAGUUGACGUGGAGCAGUUUGUGUACAACCAUGGCUGACACAAAGGUAGAAAUGUCACACGAUAGCUCCACUGUAAUACAGAACCCCAACGCGCCUUCUCAAGUCAAUAACCCGCUCUCAAGAAAGCUCAACAAAAUACUGGAGACGAGGCUCGACAAUGACAAGGAGAUGCUGGAGGCCCUAAAGGCGCUCUCUGUGUUCUUCACUGAGAACAGUUUGCGCACCAGGAGAAAUCUUCGUGGGGACAUAGAGAGACGAAGCCUGGGGAUCAAUGAGGAGUUUGCGCGGAUAUUUAAGGAAGUAAAAGAGGAGCUUGAAAGUGUUAAUGAAGAUGUCCAGGCGAUGAGCACGUGUUGUGAAGAAAUGACAAGCACAUUAAAGGCUGCAAAGGAGCAAACUCAAGACCUCAUAGUAAAAACCAACAAGCUGCAGGGAGAAAAUCAUCGUCUUGAGGUGAGAGCUCAGGUUGCUCAGGCUUUUCUUGACAAGUUCCAGCUUUCUACUGAGGAGAUGGCCAUACUGCGAGGGGCGAGGGAUGCAUCCAUAACUGAGGAUUUCUUCAAAGCUCUGGGUCGAGUGAAGCACAUCCACGAGGAUGUGAAAAUCCUUCUGCGAACCAACCAGCAGACUGCAGGGUUAGAGAUCAUGGAGCAGAUGGCCGUGUUACAGGAGACAUCAUAUGAGCAGCUCUACCGCUGGGCUCAGAAUGAAUGUCGAGGACUGACUCAAGAGUCCUGUGAUAUCAGCCCUGUGUUGACUCAAGCCAUGGAGGCCCUGCAGGACCGACCUGUCCUUUACAAGUACACGCUGGAUGAGUUCGGCACUACACGCAGAUGUGCGGUGGUACGAGGCUUCAUUGACGCCCUCGCUCGCGGGGGGCCCGGAGGCACGCCUCGCCCCAUAGAGAUGCAUUCACAUGACCCUAUGAGGUAUGUUGGGGACAUGCUGGCCUGGCUUCACCAAGCCACCGCCUCUGAGAAGGAGCAUCUCGAAGCUCUGCUCAAACAGGUCACUGUGCAAGGUGUGGAGGAGAACAUGCAGGAUGUGGUCGGGCACAUCACUGAGGGAGUCUGCAGGCCGCUGAAAGUUCGGAUAGAACAGGUCAUAGUGGCCGAGCCAGGAGCCGUGCUGCUGUACAAACUCUCAAACCUGCUCAAAUUCUACCACCACACCAUCAGUUCUAUCAUUGGGACCAGUGUGGCCUCGCUGCUUAUCACUAUGGAGGAGAUGCACGUCCUCAGCAAAAAGAUGUUCUUCAACAGCCUGAGCCUCCAUGCAAGCAGGCUGAUGGAUAAGGUGGAGCUGCCACCUGCAGACCUUGGACCCACAGCCUCCCUCACUCAGACCCUCUCCCUCCUCAGGGAGGUGCUGGCCUCACACGAUUCAUCUGUAGUUCCUCUGGAUGCCCGCCAGGCUGACUUUGCUCAGGUGCUCUCUUGCAUCUUAGAUCCCCUCCUUCAGCUGUGCACCGUGUCAGCCAGCAACCUUGGCACUGCUGACAUGGCAACCUACAUGGUCAACUCGCUGUACGUCAUGAAGACCACGCUGGCUCUCUUUGAGUUCACGGACAAAAGGCUUGAGAUGCUCGAGUUCCAGAUCGAGGCUCAUCUUGACACCCUGAUCAACGAGCAGGCAUCCUACGUGCUGACCAGAGCCGGGUUGAGUUAUAUCUACAGCUGUGUGCAGCAGCACAGUGCUGAACAGGGUCCUCUGUCCCUCCUCCCCAGCAUGGACAGCUCCUCUGUCAAAGCAGCAAUGGUCCAGUUUGACCGGUACCUGUCAUCGCCUGACACUUUCGUGAUGCCGCAGCUCAACUUUCUGCUCAGUGCAGCCAUCAAGGAGCAGAUUUUCCGUCAGUCGACAGAGCUGGUGUGCAGAGCCUAUAGUGAGGUCUACGCCGCGCUGACCAGCCCAGCAAACAACUACAAAGACCCUGAGAACCUGGUACCCAGAUCACCUCAGCAGGUUCAGACCCUGCUGUCCUGAGACUUUCUUGUCCCACCUGGUUGAUGUAAAACAUUUGAGGUGAGCCACAGUGAAGGGCAGCUUGCAGGCUAUUUAAAGAGCUGUGUACAGCAUAAUAACACUAAUGUAUAUAAAACUUGUCCUGAAGGUGGGGUUCUUUGUGGGCUCUGUGGGUUGCUGACCUCAGAGAGAGACACUCCUGUGUGGAAGCAGCCAAGAACAUGUUCUAUAUAAAUAUAUAUGAUCCACUUACUUUCACUGCUACAGGAAUGUUUUUCUCUCUGUAAAACAUAUAUGUCUAAUUUCUGUCUGUUUUCACAUCAUGUACUCUGUUUGGAGUCCAUAACUGUACAAAACAAUGUCUUUUUAUUGGAAAUAUUGAAGGACACAUAAAACAAAAGGAUUCACAGAAUCGAGGAGACUUGUGUUGUUUUUACAUUCUUAAAAGUGGGCUGGAAAAGGUCCGCAUCAAGGCCAAGAGAGACCUCAGGAGCUUCAACACAAACCGUGUGUUUAUUCCAAUCUCAACUGUUUUCAGUCGUAGGGAGAAAAUGGAAAGUUUGUUGAACCAUCUUCUUUUGCUUUUAAAAAAAAAAUGACUACCCUGCUGAAGUUUAAAAAAAAAAAAACUAUUAUGAUUCUGGAUUUAGUCAUUUACCAACAAUCCUACCUUUUAGAUGAGUCACUUACAGCGUGGAGAAUAAUUUCACCUUCAGAACAAUUUAAACCUCCAUCAACGUUUUUUUUUCAUGUGCCUCUCGUCUUCAAAGUGAUGUUUUAGUUUAUGAAAAGUUUCAAUGAUAAUGCUGUGGCUACUUGAAUAAAAGCAUUGGUUAUUGUGA
Molecule: messenger RNA, 2839 nt
Organism: Labrus mixtus (cuckoo wrasse)
Lineage: Eukaryota; Metazoa; Chordata; Actinopteri; Labriformes; Labridae
Gene: cog6
Product: component of oligomeric golgi complex 6
Exons: 19
Coding region: 63-2018 (651 amino acids)
Biological process (GO): intra-Golgi vesicle-mediated transport
Cellular component (GO): COG complex
Source: RefSeq, a predicted model, not a curated record